This is a messenger RNA of Centruroides sculpturatus (bark scorpion), 3556 nucleotides long. It is a transcript of the gene Sec5, whose product is annotated as exocyst complex component 2-like. Gene Ontology annotation, cellular component: exocyst. NCBI's taxonomy places the organism in Eukaryota, Metazoa, Arthropoda, Arachnida, Scorpiones, Buthidae. The record is from RefSeq and is a predicted model, not a curated record. The coding region runs from base 175 to 2904 and encodes 909 amino acids. Gene Ontology annotation, biological process: Golgi to plasma membrane transport; exocytosis. The transcript has 28 exons.
UAACUAUAGAAAAGUGAUAUGGUGUGUGAAAUUGACUGUUUUUAGAUUUUUAAAUGUUUAUUAACGUAAUGGUUAAGCAUAUAUUUACGUAAAAUUACAAGUAAUAUUGUAAAGAGCUAUUAGACAUAUGCAAAAAUCUGUAAAUGAGAUGUGAAUAACUUAUUGGAAUUUGAAAUGCCUGAACCACCUAAAGUAACUGGUUUGUCUCCAAAAGAAGGUCCUCCUGGUACUAAAAUUACUAUUAGAGGAGAGAAUUUGGGUGUAUCACAACAGGAUUUAAUAGGUCUGACAAUAUGUGGAGCAGACUGUUUGAUGUAUGCAGAAUGGAAAUCACCUAGUAAAAUAAUUGCUAGAUGUGGUGCAGCAAGUGCAGGUAUUCGUGGAGAGGUGACAGUGAUAACACGAUCGAGUGGAAAGGGAACUUGUACUGUGCAAUUUCGCUGUUUUUUAGAACCAAUCGAUUUAACCAAAGAAUCUGCAAUUUGGGUAGAUGAAUCUCAUAUGAUUACUGUUUCUUAUGGUAGAAAUAGACCAACUUCUCCAUCACAGAUUCAUCCUGAUGAUCCUCUGAGAUUAUCAGAUGAAGGAAAUAUAGGAAGAUUUCCAGAAGAAGAAUUGCAUGACAUGUUUCCUGAAGGUUCUGGUAAUUUACUAUCAGAAAAUUUUGUUCCUGCUUGGUAUUUAUUAGAAAAUCAUCAUGGUGCAAGUUUUGAUGCUCUUCAAGCUGGUUUAUCUUGUUUGAAAUGGAAAGUUGGACAACGCAAAGAAGGACCAAUUGCAUUUUUAAAAUCAAAUGUAUUGUCAAUUGUGGAUUGUCUUGAUGUUCUAGUUUCACUUCAGUCAUUAUUGAUUAAAGAUAAACAAGAAGCUGGAGUUGAUCUGACAAAGAAAUUAGAAGAUGCAAUAACUAAAUCAAAACAGAAUGCAGAUUUACUCUUUCAAGAAGUUUUAGCAAGGAAAGAUAAAGCCGAUUCGACACGUAAUGCUUUAGGUGUUCUCCAAAGAUUUCGAUUUUUGUUUAAUCUUCCGGCAAGCAUAGAACGUAACAUACAAAAAGGUGAUUAUGAUGUUGUGAUAAAUGAUUAUGCAAGAGCAAAACAACUGUUUCAUGAUACUGAAGUAGCUGUAUUUAAAAAAGUUUAUCAAGAAGUGGAACAGAGAAUUGAACAAUUUCGAAAUAUGUUGGCUGGAAAUUUAAAGAAAUUGCCUUGUAGUAUGGAUGAACAGAAAAAAUUAAUCAGAUAUUUAGUCAAUUUGGAAGCUCCAGGAGAUCCAGCAUGGGGCACAAUUCAAAACUUUACAACAUGGAUAAUGAACAGCAUGAAUAUGAGUCGUGAUCAGUAUCUUAACUCCAUAAAAGAAUUAGAGAAAGAAAAUGAAGACCAGUCGUUAUCUAAUGACAGUUCCUGGGAAAACGACACUCCUCAAGUUGUAUUAUUUGUAGAAGAAAUAACAAAGUUUUAUUCUGAAAAUUUUCCAGAAUUAUGGAAAUUAGGACAAGCUUACCUUAAUGGACAACUGAAUAUAAGAGAGGUACAAGUACAAAAUAAUCAUCAAAUAGAUAAGCAGAUUGCUUUUAAGACAAUGGUUCUUGAUGUAACAAACAGAAUGUGCAACUUAUUGAGAGCGGCUUUGCUUUCUCACACAUUGAACACAUUACAUCUUCAACAGUUGGCCAAUCUUGGUUGUUGGCCAAAAUCACAGACGGGAGAAGUAUUGCGAGGUUGGUUACCGUCAUGUAUUCGUUCACUCAGACAAUGUUAUUCAUCAAUUUUAAAACUGGAUUUACCUGAAGAUAUUUUGAAUGUGAUUCAACAGCUACUUUUUGACCUUCGUGUUUUCACCAUGACUACUUUGUUCACACAAGCAACUGAUGAUGUUCAAAAUUUACAUUUACGUGAGACUUGGGAUGUCGAAAUUGAUGAUCAAAAUGGAGCAACUACACAACUCCCAUUAUUGUUUGAAAAUAUAGUAGUGGAAACUCUGCAGAGAAUACGAGAUACAGUAUUGCAUUGCGGUCCAACAGAAAUCGAAAUCUUCAGUCAAAUAACUGUACAAGCAAACAUUAAACAUUUGUCACAAAGCUUGCUACAAGCAUUUGUUGUUGCUCUAGAAAAAAUGGCAUUUCCACCAGUAACACAGAAAUCUACACCAGUUAAGUUAUUUCCAAUAGCAGCUGAUCCAUCUGGUGUUGAUAACUAUCAAGACAUCACAUCUGGAGACAAACGAUUGUUAAUCAUUCUUAGCAAUUCUUCUUAUACGACGCAGAUAAUUAUACCAAGGUUACACGAAACGUAUCAAAAAUAUAAUUAUCCAGACAUGNUAAAAAAAUCUUUCAAAACCUGUCGCAGUCAUUUGACCGGAAUUGGAGACACCAACGAUAAAGAGUAUGACAAACGAUUGUUAAUCAUUCUUAGCAAUUCUUCUUAUACGACGCAGAUAAUUAUACCAAGGUUACACGAAACGUAUCAAAAAUAUAAUUAUCCAGACAUGUCAUUAGUUAUUAAGUGUAGUCAAGCUAAAUACAGAGAAUUAGAAGCAAAAUUAUUUCGAGCUUAUCUAGAACGAAAAUGUGACCCAAUCAUUGGUGCUAUCGAGCCUAAAAUGUAUGCAAAUCAAUUUGAUUGGAAGAAAUGCCCAAAGCCUGUUGGUGUUAGUGCUUAUGUUAAAGAUGUCAUUAUGAAUAUGAUUGCUGUUCAUGCCGAAGUUUUCAGUGUUUCGCCACCGUUUGUGGAGAAAGUAAUGACAAGAAUUGUGGAAGCAGUCAUUGAAGAACUUAGUAGAUUAUUUCAAUGUGUAGGAAUAUUUUUGCAAGAUGGAAAUAUUCAGGCCACUUUGGAUAAUAAAGCCCUAGAAAUAACAUUACAAGAUUACCAAACUUAUAAUAGUGGCAUGUUUUAUUAAUGAAGUAUAUCUGUCAUUUGAAUGUAUUUGUUCAUAAACAUGGCCAGUUGACUGUGUGGUGAGUUGUCAUCCUAUCAUAGGGUGAUCUGGAUUUAAAUUUAAUUCAAACCUCCAAAUCUUAUGAUUAGUGGUAAAAGCUGGAGGCAAUCUUUCCUGUUUUUCACUCAUCUGGACAAUUUACUAUGGAUCAUGUUUGCUCUGUGUGUGAGCUUAGAACCUUCGUAUAGCCUUUAUAUUCUUGUGCAUAACUUGUAUAGGGUGUCCAAAAAGUUACCGUGCAGUUGUACAUAUUACAUUACGUUCCAUGGAAUUUGGUCUCCUAGGUCUAUGGUUCUCACUCCCCCAGAUUUGGGGGCUUUCAAAGAUAUUUCCAGCUGUUGCUGUAGAACAGGGCUGUCCAACUGGCGGCCCACGGGUCGUAUACGGCCCGUGAGUACAUUUUACUAUGAAUAAAUUUAUGUUACUAAAUUAUUAUUAUUAAUAUUAAAAUUAUUUUACUAUGUGAAAAUUUAAAUCUAAUUUGAAUUUAAAGUAGGUACUAUUUAGUUUGCGUAACUUCACUUAACCUGGCUGAAUACAGCAGCAACCUUCUUGGCCCCCGAAAUGUUUGGUGAAGAAAAUAUGGCCCGCGGGCUAUGAUAAGUUGGACAGC